AUGUCCACUCUCCACCCAGCGCCUACUGGUAUUUUCGAGGUACAGAAGCCGGGCCCUUCGAGACCACCACGCGCGCCAGCAGGACCUAGAUACGCAAGAGAUGAUGAUGCAGCUACGGACAGCGAUGCGUCAGUGAUGGAACAUGAAGAUGAAGACCUCCAGGACGAAGAAGACGUCGACGACUCAGUAAAAGAGGAUAUGAAGAAACUUGAGGAUACAUUUCCCGGAAUUUCGGAUAGAUUUCGCUUGGUUAAUAGAAUUGGUGAAGGCACUUUCUCUACCGUGUACAAAGCGGAAGAUCUGCUGUAUGAUCAUUACAGGAACGAUUGGGAUAUGUUUCAAGGCCAACAAUGCGACAGCUGGACGAGCCCUCCCUCAAAAAGGCGACGUGUAGAGGGAGAGCGUGGACAAUCCUUGCCUACCAAGCGACGGAAACCUCGUUAUGUUGCCCUAAAAAAAAUAUACGUGACUAGCAGUCCAUUUCGUAUUCAAAAUGAACUUGAGCUGCUACAUGACCUCCGGGGUUGUCGAUCCGUAUGCCCUCUGAUCACAGCCUUUCGAUACCAGGAUCAGGUUGUGGCGGUCUUGCCUUUCUUUCCCCAUACUGAUUUCCGUAUACAAUACCGCACGUUUCUGGUUGCAGAUAUGCGACAUUACUUUCGGUCCCUUUUUACCGCCUUGCACUCUGUCCAUAAACACAAUAUCCUCCACCGCGACAUUAAACCGACCAAUUUCCUCUAUAACCCAAAAAUCCGAGAAGGUGUUUUGGUGGACUUUGGGCUGGCUGAGCGCGAGGGGUCCGAGUAUACCGGCACGUGUCUAUGUGCCAAUCCAAGCUAUGUCCGUCGCAGUCGAUUGCUACAGAGCUACUACUCCACCCAAUGCUCAACCUCGACGUUGUCGGCCGGCUACCCGAAGAACGAUUCUAGGCCAUCGAGACGUGCUAACCGGGCAGGAACCCGGGGUUUCCGUGCGCCAGAAGUUCUUUUCAAGUGCACAUCCCAGACGACGAAGAUAGAUAUGUGGUCGGCAGGAGUAAUCCUUUUGACUUUGCUUGGUCGUCGCUUUCCUUUCUUCAACUCUGCUGACGAUGUUGAUGCUACGAUAGAAAUGGCUAGUAUUUUCGGGACGCGUCGCAUGAAGAUGGCGGCAGCUAUGCAUGGGCAGAUAUUUGAAACGAAUAUUCCAACGAUUGGUGAAAAAGGAUAUAGUUGGGAGAAGCUUGUAAAGUGGGCCAGCUGUGUGGAGGAGUUGACUGAGAGCGAGAAACAAGCAACUCGCCUUCUGGCGGGUCUCAUGGAAUUGGAUCCAUACAAACGCUUGAGCGCCAGAGAUGCCUUACAACACGAAUUCUUUACAGACCCCAUAGAACAUGACGUUGAAUGGGGAGGGAAUCCCGAAGAUAGUGCUGACUCUGUAGAGGAAGACGAAGCGGAGAAAGAUGAUGAGGCUGAUGAGGUCGCAAUGAUAUAA
This is a messenger RNA of Aspergillus oryzae RIB40, 1473 nucleotides long. Its product is annotated as serine/threonine protein kinase CDC7. Gene Ontology annotation, biological process: protein phosphorylation; mitotic DNA damage checkpoint signaling. Gene Ontology annotation, cellular component: nucleus. Bases 1 to 1473 code for a protein of 490 amino acids. The record is from RefSeq and is a predicted model, not a curated record. The transcript is spliced from 4 exons. Gene Ontology annotation, molecular function: ATP binding; protein serine/threonine kinase activity. Lineage: Eukaryota; Fungi; Ascomycota; Eurotiomycetes; Eurotiales; Aspergillaceae.